UACUCGUUGUGGAACAUCUGGGUGGCGUCGACGCUGCUCAAGGUGCUGCUGUUCCCGACGUACCACUCGACGGACUUUGACGUGCACCGCAACUGGCUGUCGAUCACGGCGCUGCUGCCGCUGCGGGAGUGGUACACGGAGCACACGAGCCAGUGGACGCUGGACUACCCGCCGUUCUUUGCGUACUUCGAGUGGGUGCUGUCGAGGUUUGUGCCGGCCCGGGUGGCGGCGGACGGGUGCGUGGAGCUGGUGGCGGUGGGGCAGUACGGGAUGGCGACGGUGGUGUUCCAGCGCACGACGGUGAUAGCGAGCGAGGUGGUGUUGUUUGUGGCGUUGCAGUGGUUCAUCGACACGUCGACCACGGGGCGGGAGAAGCGGCGCAACUUCGUGAUCUCGGCGUCGCUGGUGUUGUCGCCGGGGCUGUUCAUCAUCGACCACAUCCACUUCCAGUACAACGGGUUCCUCUUCGGCAUCCUGGUGCUGUCGCUCGUGUGCGCCAAGCUCGGGCGCCACGUGGCGUGCGGCUUCUGGUUCGCCGUGUUGCUCUGCUUCAAGCACAUCUUCCUCUACGUCGCCCCGGCCUACUUCGUGUUCCUCCUGUCCGCGUACUGCCUCAACCCGGCCUCGGAGUGCACGUCUGUCCGCGGCGUGCUGCGCAUCGUCAACUGGACCAACCUCGCCAAGCUCGGCGCCACCGUGCUAGCCGUCUUCGCCGUGGCCUUCGGGCCCUUUGCCUACUACGGCGUGUUGCCGCAGCUCUUUGCACGCCUCUUCCCCUUCUCGCGGGGGUUGACCCACGCCUACUGGGCCCCGAACAUCUGGGCCCUCUACUCCCUCGUCGACCGCCUGCUCAUCCAGAUGGCGAAGCGGCUGCCCAUCCUCUACACACUCUUCCACAAGUCCCCCGCCGCGGCGGACCUCAACCAGUCGCUCACCAGAGGCAUUGUCGGCGACGUGCAGUUCUCCUUCUUGCCGCAGAUCGAGCCCAACCACACCUUCCUCUUGACCCUCUUCUACCAGAUCAUGGCCUUGGUGCCCUUGUUCUUCCAGCCCAAGUUCGAGCGCUUCAUCGGCGCCGUCUCCCUCUGCGCCUACUCCUCCUUCCUCUUUGGCUGGCACGUCCACGAGAAGGCCAUCAUGCUCAUCAUCGUGCCCUUGUCGUUUGUCGUCUGCCAGGACCGCAGACUGCUCCCGCCGUUCCAGAUGCUCACGUCUGCCGGCUACGUCUCGCUCUUCCCGCUCUUGUACGGCUCCGCAGAGUGGAUGUUCAAGAGUCUCAUCACCUUUGUCUGGUUCAUUGUCUUCCAGACCAGCUUCAGCGAGGUGGUGCACUUCUCCCGCAAAAUCACCACACGCGUCGUGGUCUUGGACCGCCUCAACUUGAUCUACAUGCUGUGCUUUGCCCCCAUGUGCAUCACCAUCCAGCUGCUCGACAUCCAGAGUAGAAACUUUCAGCUCUUGAAGCGACUCGAGUUCUUCAGGUUGAUGAUCUACAGCGUCUACUGCGCCGUCGGCGUUAUCUCCUCCUGGUCCUCCAUCUCCUGGCUCUACUUCUUGGACGACCCCAUCUGG
Molecule: messenger RNA, 1572 nt
Organism: Pichia membranifaciens NRRL Y-2026
Lineage: Eukaryota; Fungi; Ascomycota; Pichiomycetes; Pichiales; Pichiaceae
Exons: 1
Biological process (GO): protein N-linked glycosylation
Cellular component (GO): endoplasmic reticulum membrane
Molecular function (GO): dolichyl pyrophosphate Glc1Man9GlcNAc2 alpha-1,3-glucosyltransferase activity
Source: RefSeq, a predicted model, not a curated record